AUGACGCUGAGAGUCAUCAAACGGAACUACAAGACUUUUUACUCGCGUUUAUUCACUGCUCACACAUCCAACUUCAUCCUUGUCUACCUUCACGGCGGUAUUGCUAUGGGUAAAUACGAUCAUAUUCCCGAGUUAUUGGGCACGGAAAACUAUGUCGGCUGGUCCACAAAGAUGCAAUAUGCGCUUGCGUGUGAAGAUCUGUGGUGCCAUGUCAACACAAAUCCCGACCCAACAGAUAUACUUGGAGCACCAUCUUUCAAACCUGUCCCUGUCGAUCCCAACAAUGUCACACCUGCUGAAGUGGCGGUGAUACGGGAAUGGCUAUUGAAUGAUAUGAAAGCUAAGGACCUCAUUACUUGUUGCCUCAGUCCAUCUGUUGGAGCACUGGUAUCACGCACACACACUGUCUCGUCUCGUGAUGCUUGGAAAACUCUCGCUGAGCAUUUUAAUUGCACUGACACCAGUGCUCAGUAUCAACUACAGCAAUGA
Suillus bovinus is the source of this 489-nucleotide messenger RNA. RefSeq lists its product as uncharacterized. NCBI's taxonomy places the organism in Eukaryota, Fungi, Basidiomycota, Agaricomycetes, Boletales, Suillaceae. The transcript has 2 exons. The record is from RefSeq and is a predicted model, not a curated record. Bases 1 to 489 code for a protein of 162 amino acids.